AGUCUGUUGUCGUCAAUCGUCAAAUGCCCACGGUUUUUGACAUAAACUAUUUUAAAAUAAAUUAAAUAAAAUUAUCCAUUUUUUAUUUAUUUUUAAAUUGAAAUUUAUUAUAACAAAAUGGAUAUUUAUUGAGUGAAGGUGUUAAUAAUAAUCAUUGAAUAAAAAAAAUUUUUAAAUUAUUUAAAUUAAUAAAUAUCAUCGUCAGCAUGUUUCGUGGACUGCUCAAUUUCAUCGCUGGUAACGACAACAACCACAACAACAGCAGCAACAACAACAGCAACUUGUCAAACGAGGAAAAUAAAGAAAUUUUAAUUGAAGAAAUUGUUAUUGAUAAAAAAGAGGAUAAUCAAUUGGAAAUAAGCAGGAUGUCUGAGGCACCAGUGAGUUUUGUGGUUGGUGUACCAGAUACAAGUGAGGAUUUAGAAGUUGAAGAUUCAUUUCCUGGUGAUAAUGACUCCAAUGAUUUUAGUCAACUUCAACCACCUGGAACUCUUCUUCCUGGAUUGAUGGAACGUCGAAAACGCCUCAGGCCCAGCAUGUCGCAGGGCACGGUGAUGAUAUUGGCGCAAAAUCAAGGUCAAGAAAAAGACUUUACUGUAGCAACACCUGAAGAAUUUGUACAUCGUUUUUCUGGUACCAAAGUUAUCAACAAGGUACUUAUUGCAAAUAAUGGUAUUGCUGCAGUAAAAUGUAUGCGUUCAAUACGUCGUUGGUCAUAUGAAAUGUUUAAAAAUGAACGUUCAAUACGUUUUGUUGUAAUGGUAACACCAGAAGAUUUAAAAGCAAAUGCUGAAUAUAUUAAAAUGGCUGAUCAAUAUGUACCAGUACCAGGUGGAACAAAUAAUAAUAAUUAUGCAAAUGUUGAGCUGAUUGUUGACAUUGCAUUACGUACACAGGUACAAGCUGUAUGGGCUGGUUGGGGACAUGCAUCAGAAAAUCCAAAAUUACCAGAAUUAUUACAUAAACAUGAUGUAUCAUUUAUUGGACCAUCUGAACGUGCAAUGUGGGCAUUGGGUGAUAAAAUAGCAUCAUCAAUUGUUGCACAAACAGCAGAUGUACCAACAUUACCAUGGUCUGGUUCAGAAUUAAAAGCUCAAUAUUCUGGUAAAAAAAUAAAAAUAUCAUCUGAUUUAUUUCGUAAAGGUUGUGUAUCAACAGUUGAAGAAUGUAUUGCUGCAGCAAAUAAAAUUGGUUUUCCAAUAAUGGUUAAAGCAUCUGAGGGUGGUGGUGGUAAAGGUAUACGUAAAGUUGAAAAUGUUGAAGAAUUACCAACAUUAUUUCGUCAAGUACAAACAGAAGUACCUGGUUCACCAAUAUUUAUUAUGAAAUUAGCUAAAUGUGCACGUCAUCUUGAGGUACAAUUACUUGCUGAUAAUUAUGGUAAUGCAAUAUCAUUAUUUGGACGUGAUUGUUCAAUUCAACGUAGACAUCAAAAAAUUAUUGAAGAAGCACCAGCUGUUAUUGCUAAACCAGAAAUAUUUGAAGAAAUGGAAAAAGCAGCAGUACGUUUAGCUAAAAUGGUUGGUUAUGUAUCAGCUGGUACUGUUGAAUAUUUAUAUGAUCCAUCUGGUAAAUAUUAUUUUCUUGAAUUAAAUCCAAGAUUACAAGUUGAACAUCCAUGUACAGAAAUGGUAUCAGAUGUUAAUUUACCAGCAGCACAAUUACAAAUUGCAAUGGGUUUACCAUUAAAUCAUAUAAAAGAUAUACGUUUAUUAUAUGGUGAAUCACCAUGGGGUAAUUCAGUAAUUGAUUUUGAUCAACCACAACAUAAACCACAACCAUGGGGACAUGUUAUUGCUGCUAGAAUAACAUCUGAAAAUCCAGAUGAAGGUUUUAAACCAAGUUCAGGAACAGUACAAGAAUUAAAUUUUCGUUCAUCUAAAAAUGUAUGGGGUUAUUUUUCAGUUGGUGCAUCUGGUGGUCUUCAUGAAUUUGCUGAUUCACAAUUUGGUCAUUGUUUUUCAUGGGGUGAAGAUCGUUCACAAGCACGUGAAAAUUUAGUUAUUGCACUUAAAGAAUUAAGUAUACGUGGUGAUUUUCGUACAACUGUUGAAUAUUUAAUAACAUUAUUAGAAACAGAUUGUUUUUUAACAAAUAAUAUUGAUACAGCAUGGUUAGAUGCGCUAAUUGCUGAACGUGUUAAAUCAGAUAAACCAGAUGUAUUAUUAGCAGUAACAUGUGGUGCAUUACAUAUUGCUGAUUGUACAAUAUCAGCAGCAUUUAAUGGUUUUCAAACAGCUAUGGAAAAAGGACAAAUACAAGCUGGUAAUGAUUUAAAUAAUGUUGUUGAUGUUGAACUUAUUAAUAAUGGAUGGAAAUAUAAAGUACAAGCAACAAAAUGUGGUCCAAAUUCAUAUUUUUUAAUAAUGAAUGGUGCAUAUAAAGAAAUUGAAGUACAUAGAUUAUCUGAUAGUGGUUUAUUAAUAUCACUUGAUGGUGCUAGUUUUACAACAUAUAUGAGAGAAGAAGUUGAUCGUUAUAGAAUUGUUAUUGGUAAUCAAACAUGUAUAUUUGAAAAAGAUAAUGAUCCAUCAUUAUUACGUGCACCAACAGCUGGUAAAUUAGUUAGUUUUUUAGUUGAAGAUGGUGGUCAUGUUGAUGCUGGACAAGCAUAUGCUGAAAUUGAAGUUAUGAAAAUGGUUAUGACAAUAACAGCUAGUGAAUCUGGUAGUGUAUUUUAUGUUAAACGUCCUGGUGCUGUACUUGAAGCUGGUGUAUUAAUUGCACAUUUAGAACUUGAUGAUCCAUCACUUGUUACAAGAGCACAAGAAUAUACUGGACAAUUUCCACCACCAAUAUCAUCAGCAGUACCAGAAAAGUUAAAUGCUUUACAUCAAAAAUAUCGUGCUGCAUUAGAAAAUACAUUGGCUGGUUAUUGUCUACCAGAUCCAUAUCAUUUACCAAGAUUACGUGAAUUAAUUGAAAAAUUCAUGGGUUCAUUACGUGAUCCAAGUUUACCACUACUUGAAUUACAAGAAGUUAUAUCAACAAUAUCUGGUAGAAUACCAAUAUCUGUUGAAAAAAAAAUACGUAAAUUAAUGACACUUUAUGAGAGAAAUAUAACAUCUGUAUUAGCACAAUUUCCAAGUCAACAAAUUGCUGCUGUUAUUGAUGGACAUGCAGCAACAUUAUCAAAACGUUCUGAUCGUGAUGUAUUCUUUUUAACAACUGAUGCUAUUGUUAGAUUAGUACAAAGAUACAGAAAUGGCAUUAGAGGUAGAAUGAAAACAGCUGUACAUGAAUUAUUACGUCAAUAUUAUAUUGUUGAAAGUCAAUUUCAACAGGGACACUAUGAUAAAUGUGUAUCAGCAUUAAUACAAUUACACAAAGAUGAUAUGGCCAUGGUUACAAAUACAAUAUUCAGUCAUAAUAAUGUUACUAAAAAAAAUAUAUUAGUUACAAUGUUGAUUGAUCAUUUAUGGGCAAAUGAACCUGGUUUAACUGAUGAACUUGCAACAUCAUUAACUGAAUUAACAUCAUUAAAUCGUUCUGAACAUAGUAGAGUUGCUUUACGUGCACGUCAAGUGUUAAUUGCAGCACAUCAACCAGCAUAUGAACUACGUCAUAAUCAAAUGGAAUCAAUAUUUUUAUCUGCCGUUGAUAUGUAUGGUCAUGAUUUUCAUCCUGAAAAUUUACAAAAAUUAAUAUUAUCAGAAACAUCAAUAUUUGAUAUAUUACAUGAUUUUUUUUAUCAUACAAAUCGUGCUGUUUGUAAUGCAGCACUUGAAGUUUAUGUUAGACGUGCAUAUAUUAGUUAUGAAUUAACAUGUUUACAACAUUUAGAAUUAUCUGGUGAAAUACCAUUAAUAUAUUAUCAAUUUUUAUUACCAAAUAAUCAUCCAAAUAGACAAACAUCAUCAACAAUAAAUCAUCGUACUGGUGCAAUGGCUGCAUUUCAAAAUUUAGAACAAUUUAGUCAAUAUUCAGAUGAAGUUUUAGAUUUACUUGAAGAUUUAUCAUCACCAAAUUCAGUAUCAGCAAGAGUUCUAGAAGCUGUUGAUGCUGCUGGUAAUAGUGAAUCACGUCAUAGUACAUCAAUAAAUGUAUCAUUUAGUACAUCAACAAAUACAAAUGAACCAGCUGGUGGUGUACAAGUUGAUUUAAAUGAAAAAAAAUUAAGUGAACCAGUACAUUGUUUAAGUAUUGCUGUACAAGAUAAUGGUAAUCAAGAUGAUUCAACAAUGGCACGUUUAUUUGGUGAUUGGUGUUCACAAAAUAAAGAUGAACUAGUAUCACGUGGUAUAAGACGUGUUACAUUUGCUGCUCUACAAAAACGUCAAUUUCCAAAAUUCUUUACGUUUCGUCAAAGAGAUGGUUUUAUUGAGGAUAAAAUAUAUCGUCAUUUGGAGCCUGGUUGUGCAUUUCAACUUGAAUUAAAUCGUAUGAAAACAUAUGAUCUUGAGGCAUUACCAACGUCAAAUCAAAAAAUGCAUUUGUAUCUUGGACAAGCUAAAGUACCAAAAGGACAACAAAUAACUGAUUACAGAUUUUUCAUACGUUCAAUAAUACGUCAUUCUGAUUUAAUAACAAAAGAAGCUAGUUUUGAUUAUUUACAUAAUGAAGGUGAACGUGUAUUACUUGAAGCAAUGGAUGAAUUGGAAGUUGCAUUUUCUCAUCCAUUAGCUAAACGUACUGAUUGUAAUCAUAUAUUUUUAAAUUUUGUACCAACAGUUAUAAUGGAUUUAGCUAGAAUUGAAGAAAGUGUUACAAGUAUGGUACUAAGAUAUGGACCAAGAUUAUGGAAAUUACGUGUACGUACAGCUGAAAUUAAAAUGACAAUACGUACAUCACCAGGUAAAUCAACUCAUAAUGUACGUCUUUGUAUUGCAAAUGACAGUGGUUAUAGUAUUGAUUUACAUUUAUAUACAGAAGUUAUUGAUCCAAAAACUGGUAUUAUUAGAUUUGAAUCAUAUUGUGGUGGUGGUACAACAACAUCAUCACGUAUUGGUCCAAUGCAUGGUUUACCAAUAUUAACACCAUAUUUAACUAAAGAUUAUUUACAAGCUAAAAGAUUUCAAGCACAAAGUGCUGGUACAACAUAUGUUUAUGAUUUACCAGAUAUGUUUCGUCAACAAAUUGAAAAAUCAUGGAUUAAAUAUAUUGAAGAUAGACCACAGUUAUUAAAUGAUAAUAAAAAUAUAAUACCAAGUCCAUUAAUUGAAUAUAUUGAAUUAGUACUUGAUGAUAAUGAUAAUUUAAUUGAACAAAAACGUUUACCUGGUGAAAAUAAUAUUGGUAUGGUUGCAUGGCGUAUGACAUUAUACACACCAGAAUAUCCAGAUGGACGUGAUAUAAUAUUAAUUGCAAAUGAUAUAACAUAUCUUAUUGGUUCAUUUGGUAUGAAAGAAGAUAUUGUAUUUUGUCGUGCAAGUGAAUUAGCACGUGAAAAACGUAUACCAAGAAUAUAUUUUUCAGCAAAUGCUGGUGCACGUAUUGGUCUUGCUGAAGAAGUUAAAGCACUAUUUCGUAUAUGUUGGGAAGAUGCAAAUAUACCAGAAAAAGGAUUUAAAUAUAUUUAUUUAACACCAGAUGAUUAUGCAAGACUUGCACCAUAUAAUUCAAUAAAAGCUGUAUUAAUUGAAGAUUGUGGUGAAUCAAGAUAUAAAAUAACAGAUAUUAUUGGUAAAGAUGAUGGUUUAGGUGUUGAAAAUUUAAAAUAUGCUGGUAUGAUUGCUGGUGAAACAUCAAAAGCAUAUGAUGAUAUUGUUACAAUAUCAAUAGCAUCAUGUCGUGCUAUUGGUAUUGGUUCAUAUUUAUUACGUUUAGGACAACGUGUUAUACAAAUUGAAAAUUCACAUAUUAUUUUAACUGGUUAUCGUGCAUUAAAUGCUGUACUUGGACGUGAAGUAUAUGCAUCAAAUAAUCAACUUGGUGGUAUACAAAUAAUGUAUCAUAAUGGUAUAUCACAUACAACAGCACCACGUGAUUUAGAUGGUAUUGCAACUGUAUUACGUUGGAUAUCAAUGGUACCAAAACAUAAAGGUUAUUCAUUACCAAUAAUAAUACCAUCUGAUCCAGUUGAUCGUGAAAUUGGAUUUUUACCAACAAAAACACCAUAUGAUCCACGUUUUAUGCUUGAUGGACGUAUGCUUGAUGAUAAUACAUUUGAAUCUGGUUUUUUUGAUGCUGGUACAUGGGAAGAAAUAAUGCGUCCAUGGGCACAAACAGUUGUUACUGGACGUGCUAGAUUAGGUGGUAUACCAUGUGGUAUUGUUGCUGUUGAAACACGUACUGUUGAAUUUCAAUUUCCAGCUGAUCCAGCAAAUUUAGAUUCAGAAGCUAAAACAGUAUCACAAGCUGGACAAGUAUGGUUUCCAGAUUCAGCAUUUAAAACAGCACAAGCUAUUAAAGAUUUUGCUAGAGAAGAAUUACCAUUAUUUAUAUUUGCAAAUUGGCGUGGUUUUUCUGGUGGUAUGAAAGAUAUGUAUGAACAAAUUAUGAAAUUUGGUGCAUAUAUUGUUGAUGGUUUACGUGAAUAUACACGUCCUGUAUUUAUAUAUAUACCACCAAAUGGUGAAUUACGUGGUGGAGCAUGGGCUGUUGUUGAUACAACAAUUAAUCCAAGACAUAUGGAAAUGUUUGCUGAUACAACAAGUCGUGGUGGUGUACUUGAACCAGAGGGAAUUGUUGAAAUUAAAUUUCGUAAAAAAGAUAUUAUUAAAACAAUUCAUCGUGUUGAUAAUGAAAUUAUUAAAUUAAAAGAAAAAAUAACAGCUGGUAUUAGUCCAGAGGAUAAAUCAAUUAUUGAAGCUGAAAUUAAAACACGUGAAAAUAUAUUAACACCAAUGUAUCAUCAAGUUGCUGUACAUUUUUCUGAUCUUCAUGAUACACCAGAAAGAAUGUUAGAAAAAAAUACAAUUCAUGAUAUAAUACCAUGGAAAAUGGCUAGAAAAUCAUUAUAUUGGAGAUUACGUAGACGUUUAUUAGAAGAAGAAUUGAGACGUGAAAUACUUGAAACACAACCAAGUCUUGAUGUUAGACAAGUUGAUGCAAUGUUAAGAAGAUGGUUUGUUGAAGAUAAAGGAACAACUGAAUCAUAUCUUUGGGAACAAGAUGAAGCUGUUGUACAAUGGUUAGAAGAACAACGUAAUAAUGAAAAUAGUGUUGUUAUUAGAAAUAUUGAUUGUGUUAAAAAAGAUGCUGUUGUAACACAUGUUAAAGAUGCACUAGAAAAAUGUCCAGAUGUUAGAUUAGAUGCUGCUCUUGAAAUUGCACACAGACUUCAACCAUCUGAAAGAGCUGAACUUAUGAGAACACUUGUACAACUUGAUUCAUCAAAUCAAGAACAUCACAAUGAUUCCAGUGGUUCAUCAUAAAUUUAGUUGAAUUCAAUAUUUCUAUUUUUUAUUACUAUUAUUAUUAUUAGAAAAUCAACUUAUACAUUCUUUAGAUUUUUUUUUUCUUUUUCAAAAAACAAUCAAUGAAAUAUUUGUUGUUAAAAAUUAACAAAUAAUUUAUGUAGAAAAAUAAAUACAACAAUAUUUUCUCUGUAUAAAUU
Aphidius gifuensis is the source of this 7498-nucleotide messenger RNA. RefSeq names its product acetyl-CoA carboxylase (gene ACC). Gene Ontology annotation, biological process: fatty acid biosynthetic process. The record is from RefSeq and is a predicted model, not a curated record. Gene Ontology annotation, molecular function: metal ion binding; ATP binding; acetyl-CoA carboxylase activity. Lineage: Eukaryota; Metazoa; Arthropoda; Insecta; Hymenoptera; Braconidae. Bases 207 to 7316 code for a protein of 2369 amino acids. The transcript is spliced from 4 exons.